AUGCUUUCCAAGAUCGCUACCGUUGCCGCCUUCGCUGCUGGCGCCCUUGCCCACGGCACUGUCACCGGUGUCACCAUCGACGGCAAGUUCGAGCAGGGCUUCUCCCUCGACUACUACUACGCCAAGCAGAACGGCCAGACUUCCCCUGAGCACAUUGGCUGGUACGCCGAGAACCUUGACAACGGCUUUGUCGAGCCCAACUCCUUCGGCACGGCCGACAUCAUCUGCCACAAGGCUGCCAGCCCCGAGGGCUCCUCCGACUCCAUGGCCAAGGUCGCCGCCGGUGGCACCGUCGAGUUCCACUGGUCCACCUGGCCCGAGUCCCACAUGGGUCCCGUCAUCACCUACGUCGCCCCCUACACCGGCGAUGUUGCAUCCGUCGACAAGACCUCGCUCAAGUGGACCAAGAUCGAUGCCCACGGUUACGAGGACGGCAAGUGGGCUGCCGUCAAGAUGAUCGGCCAGAACAACACAUGGCCCGUCACCGUUCCCGAGUCUCUUGCCGCUGGCAAAUACGUCUUCCGCCACGAGAUCAUCGCUCUCCACGGUGCUAGCUCCGCCAACGGCGCCCAGAACUACCCCCAGUGUCUCAACAUUGAGGUCACCGGUUCCGGAACCGAGAAGCCCGAGGGUGUCGUCGGCACCAGCCUGUACACUGUCGACGAUGUCAUCUUCAACCCCUACGCCUCCACCAUCGACUACAAGGUCCCCGGCCCUGCUCUGUGGCCCGCUGGCUCCGGCUCCGGCUCUUCCCCCGCCCCCUCGACCCCCAGCAAUGGCACUACUCCUGCUACCCCGACAUCUGCCCCCGCCGCCUCGUCCGCUGCUGCCUCGUCUCCUGCUGCCUCGUCUCCUGCUGCCUCGGCCGCCGCUGAGGUCACCCCCGUCGCUACCCCCACUGCCUCCCCCACACCUGCUCCUUCCAGCGGUGCUGGCUCCGAGCUCCCCAAGACCUUCACCAUCGACACCUUCAUUGCCUGGCUCGAGGAGGCUGCUGGUUCUUCCACCAGCACCAAAGCCCGCCGCCACGCUCGCUCGCUCCUCUUCUAG
Molecule: messenger RNA, 1050 nt
Organism: Ascochyta rabiei
Lineage: Eukaryota; Fungi; Ascomycota; Dothideomycetes; Pleosporales; Didymellaceae
Exons: 1
Coding region: 1-1050 (349 amino acids)
Source: RefSeq, a predicted model, not a curated record